Molecule: messenger RNA, 2401 nt
Organism: Paramecium octaurelia
Lineage: Eukaryota; Ciliophora; Oligohymenophorea; Peniculida; Parameciidae
Source: the annotation of a GenBank genome assembly
AUGAACAGCAAUACAUUAAAUAAAUCGAGAAGGUUGUACAAUACUUGCGACUCGAAUUCGCAACUGAGAACCAUUCUAUUAGCUUCUUUAGCUAAAUUACAGUUACUAUAAUAAUGUUAUUGUUUAGUUCUCAAAGCACGGCUUAGACUGGUUAUAGUGAGUUGAGGACAUUGAUAGCAUAAUUGCAAUAAAAUCAAUUUGUGAUUUUAACGAAUUUACUUGAUUCCAAUGACAUUUCAAAAUAAGCAAAAAAAGAUUAUAUUAAAGUAUUUGGUGUGUUAGCAGAAAUAAGAGGUAGCGAUAUUUAAGAGUAGUUACCAAGGAUUGUAUAAAUUAUCAACAAAAGAAUAUAAGAAGGUAAAAUAUACUCAGAUUGGUCUAGGAGAUUCCACAUUUAUUUAGGUGAUAUCGGAUACCUUUGCAAACAUCAAUGAAUUUACUAUCUAAACAUCACCAAAUAAAUACGACUUAUUUUAAUCAAUUACAGAAUUACUAUAGGCUAAUUUUGUACACAAUAACAGAGUUGCUCAAUAAAUUAGUGCUUAAUCCCUAUGCAGGAUAAUUUAAACAACGGAUUAAUAAUUAAUGGAGAUGAUCUUUAAAACUUAUACAUAGAAAACCUUAGAAAUUUUAAAGUAUGCUUUCAAAUCUAAACUGUAAUUAGAUCUCCACAUUGCAAAACUUAAUAAGGUUUACUUGAGAGUCUGCUGAGUCUAAUAUUGACAGUAGAAGCAAUCUUUGAACCAUGUUUAGAGGAAUGUGUGCAUACUAUCACCAAUUGUUUGCAUUCUGAAGAGUGGAAUUCACGGUAUUAAUUGUCCAUAUCCUAGAAAGUUUGCAUUAGAUAUAAUUUAUUCAUUAAGCGUGAUAUUCCCUCACUAUUUUAGAGUAAAUGACUAAUUUGUCAAUAAAAUAGGAGAACUAAGGUUUGACAAAAUUAAACAUGUAAGGGAUGCAGCAUAAGUAGCAUUGUCAUCCCUUAAAGAUUCAAGAUCUUUAUAAUAAUAAUCAGCCAGAGAACAUAAAUCAGUGUUUAAAUCUAGUGCUAAUAAAGGAUUUUUUGAAAGAACAUCAGAUAUAUAAAUUAUUGAAAAUAGGCCAAGGGAUGAAGAAAUAUCAAAAUAGAAACCAACCUUUGCUGAUAUUCUUGUUAAAAAUGAAACUCACUCAUUCACACUUCCUAAUUAAUAAUAAAUGGGAAGCGAUAAGAAAACAUCCCCUGUUUAAAUGUUAAUAGAUUCCAAUAAAAACCAUUCUCCACAAUGUUCUGCCUUCAUCUAAUCAGCUCAGCCUAACUAUCAUUUUAAUUUAUCAGGAUCUAGCAAUCAAAAGGAGAAGAAAUAUAUAAAUUAAAGUUAAGAAAUUCCUAAAUCCUAAAUUUAACUUGCCACUCCCCCUUAAAAGUAAAUACAAGACAAACAAGAUCUCUUAAAAUUAUACGAUUCAGCCAAAGCCAAAUAAAAUGCCAUCUUUGAAUAAAUUUUAAAUUAAAAAUUGCAAAUUUCAGAACAAAACACUCGUUCAGAAAUGAAUCUAUUGAACAAAAGAAUAGAUAAAAUUGAGUAGAUGUUAGAAAGAAUGUCAGAAACUAUAGAUAAAAAGUUAAAUUCAUAAUAGAACUAAUAAUAAUAAUAAAUUAAAUCUCAAAAAUAAAAAGUGAUCCCUGUUGAAUCAUAUUAGGAUUAAUUCAUUCCUUGUUAAAUACAUGAAAAUUAAAAAUCUCUGAAUCUCUAAAAUUAAAAUAUGUUUGACUCUCUAAAUGAUGCUCCUUAAGAAAUGAACACCAAAAUGUAAGAUAUUUUUUUCAUUGCUCAAAAAUCUUAAUUCAACACAGAAUCAAAACUUUAAGAAUCUAAUUUUGAACUAAAUUCAGGAAAAGUAAGUGAUGCGGAAGGUAAAUUUAGGGAAAAUCAUUAAAGAUCAACUUCAGAAGCAUCUCCUUUGAGAAACAAAGAUCAAUCUAUCCUUACCACCGAUAGUAAAUAGACAUAACAACAGUUAUCCUCUCCUAUUAUUCAAAAUGCUAAAGUGGUUGAAUAACAAAAGGUUAUGUAAAAAGUAGAGGAUUAAUUAGAUGUAAAUUUAUUCUGAUUAUUAGAAAAACAAUAUUAAUGAAGCUUAUUGUACAGCAUUAACAUCAUUAGAUGACUAGAUUAUAAUUUCAACAAUGAUGAAGACUGGACCUUGUACUGAAAGACUAGAUUCUACAUAAGUUGAAUAUUUAUUACACAAAUUAAGAACAUUAGAUUGGAUAGAAAAUGCACUUCAACAUCAUCUUGCAAGAAUGCCAGCAAUUUUAUUAAAGUCAAUUUCUACAUAAUUAAAUAAUGUGUAAUAAACUGACUAAGUUAAAAGAAUUCAAGAUAUGAUUGAAAAGAAGAAGACUUAAUCACAAGAUUGA